AGACUUGUAGAUAGAUAGACAUGUAGGUAGAUAGAUAGACAUGUAGGUAGAUAGACUUGUAGGUAGAUAGACUGAUAUGUAGGUAGAUAUGUAAGUAGAUAGAUACAUAUGUAGGUAGAUAGACAUGUAGGUAGAUAUGUAGGUGGGUAGAUAGAUAUGUAGGUAGGUAGAUAGAUAUGUAGAUAGAUAGAUAUGUAGGUAGAUAGACACGUAGGUAGAUAGACAUGUAGGUAGAUAGACUGAUAUGUAGGCAGAUAGGUAGAUAGACAUGUAGGUAGAUAGAUAUGUAGGAAGAUAGGCAGAUAGGUAGAUAGACAGACAUGUAGAUAGAUAGACAUGUAGGUAGAUAGAUAUUUAGGAAGAUAGGCAGAUAGGUAGAUAGAUAGACAUGUAGGUAGAUAGAUAUUUAGGAAGAUAGGCAGAUAGGUAGAUAGAUAGACAUGUAGGUAGAUAGAUAUUUAGGAAGAUAGGCAGAUAGGUAGAUAGAUAGACAUGUAGGUAGAUAGAUAUUUAGGAAGAUAGGCAGAUAGGUAGAUAGAUAGACAUGUAGAUAGAUAGACAUGUAGGUAGAUAGAUAUUUAGGAAGAUAGGAAGAUAGGUAGAUAGACAUGUAGGUAGAUAGAUAUUUAGGAAGAUAGGCAGAUAGGUAGAUAGACAUGGUGGUAGAUAGACUGAUAUGUAGGUAGGCUGAUAUGUAGACAGGUAGGUAGACAUGUGGGCAGAUUGAGAGGCAGAAAUAUAGAUAGGUAGAUAGAUCGACAUGUAGGUAAAUAGGCUGAUAUGUAGAUAGGCUGUAAGGUAGGUAGAUAAACAGGUUGAUCUAUAGGUAGAUAUGUAAGUAGGUAUGUAGGUAAAUAGGCAGAUAUGUAGAUAGACAGAUGUAGAUAGAUAGACAGGUAGAUAUGUAAGUAGAUAUGUUUAAAUUAGAUUAGAUUUAGAUAGAUUAGAUUUAGAUUAGAUAGAUUUAGAUUAGAUUAGAUAGAUUGUGUAUGCAUAUAAUGUUAAUAAUAUUAUAAUGUAAUACAACAUAAUAAUAAUACCCUAUUAUAAUGGUAUAUUUAUAUUAUAUGUAAUAUCUUCUAUAUAUAUAAAAAUGUAAUGUUCGUUUUACUAUGGAGUAAACCACUGAACCAAAUUUGGACACAAAAGACAUAGUCAUCCAAAAUAAUAAAUAAAUAAUAAUAAACUUUCUUCUUAUAUCCUGCCCCACCUCUCCAAAGGGACUCAAUUCAUUCAAACUCGCUCCGGAACCACCAUGUUUUCAAUUGUCUUUCAAUAAAAAAACCUAGAAAAAUAGUCCAAAUUUGCUUUGCGGAUAAUAAUAAUAAUAAUAAUAAUUUAUUUUAAUUUUAAUUUAUUACAUUUAUUACAUUUUAAUUUAUUACCAGCCUCUCCUGAUGACUCGAGACAGGGGAUAACAAAUUCAAGAAUGGAUGGAAAUAAGGAAAGAAAUAAAGUAACAAUCACCGAGGAAGAGACUUUGAACCGAGGAUCGAGGCCCCUUGCUUGCUUCUUUUGGAUCUGUCAGGAACCCAUCAGGACAGGCGUUGGAAAAGUUGCGCAAAGAGGAAAGAAAAGUACAAAUAAGUGGUUGGAGGACGUACGCCCAGGUCUGCCUCCCAAUGACGCCGCAUUGUGAGAAGGAAGACGUCCUGCCCAAGGUGAUGUUGGCGACCUAGUUGUGGACAUGAGAUGAGGUUCCGGCCACGCCAUGGAGCCCUUGAAGAACAUGUUCCGGAAGGCGACGCCGCCGACGUGGGGCUCCAGCCUCCGGGGUGGCGGUCCUGUGGCCUACGCCAACCCGGUCUGGACGGCGCUUUUUGACUACGAAGCGGCCAGCAGCGACGAGCUGACCCUGCGGAAAGGCGACCUGGUGGAGGUGCUGUCGUGGGACGCGGCCAUCUCGGGAGACGAGGGCUGGUGGGCCGGCAAGGUCAACAACCAAGUGGGCAUCUUCCCGUCCAACUACGUCUCGCCCAAGACGGCGGGGGGCUACGUGGGGCCCGAAGGACCGCCCGAGGCUGACUUCCGUGACCUGAGACUGGAGGAAGUCAUCGGGGUCGGGGGCUUCGGCAAGGUCUACCGGGGCACCUGGCGCGGGGAGCUGGUGGCGGUCAAGGCGGCCCGCCAGGACCCGGACGAGGACAUCGGCACCACGGCCGAGCACGUGCGCCAAGAGGCGAGGCUCUUCACCAUGCUGCAGCACCGCAACAUCAUCGCCCUCAAAGCCGUCUGCCUCCAGGAGCCAAACCUGUGCCUCGUGAUGGAGUACGCGGCCGGGGGGCCACUCAACCGGAUGCUGGCCGGCCGUAGGAUCCCGCCACACAUCCUCAUCAACUGGGCCGUCCAGGUUGCGCAGGGGAUGCAGUACCUCCAUUGCGGGGCCAUCGUGCCCGUCAUCCACCGCGACCUCAAGUCCAACAAUAUCUUGCUGGCGGAGUAUGUGGACGAUGGGGACGUCAGUGGGAAGACGCUGAAGAUCACGGACUUCGGCCUGGCCCGAGAGUGGCACAAGACCACCAAAAUGAGCACGGCCGGCACCUACGCCUGGAUGGCCCCCGAAGUCAUCAAGAGCUCCACUUUUUCACGGGGUAGCGAUGUCUGGAGUUACGGGGUCCUCCUCUGGGAACUUCUGACCGGCGAAGUCCCGUAUCGAGGCAUUGACGGCCUUGCAGUCGCCUACGGUGUUGCCGUGAACAAGCUGACGCUGCCUAUUCCAUCCACCUGCCCAGAGCCUUUCGCACGUCUCAUGGCAGAGUGCUGGGAACAAGAUCCCCACCGGCGCCCCAGUUUCGCCACCAUCCUUUCCCAGUUGACGGUGCUGGAGACGCAAGUCCUGCACGACCUGCCCCAGGAAUCCUUCCACUCGAUGCAGGACGACUGGAAAGUGGAGAUCCAGGACAUGUUCGACGAGCUGCGGGCCAAAGAGAAGGAGCUGCUGAGCCGCGAGGAGGAGCUGAAGCAGGCGGCGCUGAAGCAGAAGUCCCAGGAGGAGUUCCUGCGGCAGCGGGAGCACGAGCUGGCCCAGUGGGAGCUGGAGGUCUUCGAGCGGGAGCUGAGCCUCCUCAUCCAGCAGAUGAACCGGGACCGUCCGCACGUCAAGAAGCGCAAGGGCACCUUCAAGAGGAACAAGCUCAAGGGCCGCGACUCCGAGCGCAUCAGCAUGCCUUUGGAUUUCAAGCACCGCAUUACGGUGCAAGCGUCCCCCGGUUUGGACAAAAGGAAGGACAUCUUUGAGGUGGGGGCCGGCGGGUCACCUACUUUCCCCCGCUUUCGAGCCAUCCAGUUGGAGCCGAGCGAAAAUGACCAAAAUUGGGGCCGGCAGUCGCCCCGACGAGGAGGGGAGGAGACCUGGAACGGACGCACAAAGAGCCCGGGCUCCCCAAAACCAUGGGACGGCAUCACACAGAAUGGCAGGAGACGAUCGCGAUUGGAAGAAACUACGUGGUACAUGGAAGCGGAGGCACCGCCAGUCCCAGCACUGACCCAGACCCAACCCAGCCCAAACGGCUCCGUCCUUCUCCAAAGCCCGGAAGUGGAGGACCCGGCCCCGGAGCGCCCUCCACCGUCCUCCUCCUCCUCGGCCGCUCCACGACUCCUGCACCGGGCCUUGCUGCGGGGCAGUGCCCUCCUGGCCUCGCUGGGCUUGGGCCGAGAGCUGCCCUCCAGCUCCCAGGAGCCACCGUCUUCGAAGAAGGACACUCCUCCUCCGCCUCCGCCUCCUCCGGCUUUGCAAGUGGACGCCUGCCCAGAAGAGCCCCCCACUGACCUCCUCGUGGACCUGGACUCGCCUCCGCUUUGGGCCCAGACGUCGCCCAAGGUCCCCCGGCUCGUGGAGGGACGUGGUGGCAACAGCAAGGCCCACAAAUGGGACGGCGCCCUGCCUUCCCCGUCGUCCCCCCGGAGCCCCCGCUCCCCGCGCCCGUCUCCCCACGCCUCCCUCAUCUCCCGCCCACGCCCGUCUCCCGUCCGCAGCCGCAUCGACCCGUGGAGUUUCGUGUCCUCGGGGCCGCGGGCCUCUCCGGUGCCAUCCCCCCGCCUCCGGGCCCGCGAGGUCAGGGCCCCCCAAAGCGCCAACAACCCCUUCGACCCGUUUGCCGGCGACGGGGGCUUCUCGCCCGGCGACCCCUUCCGAUUUCCGCCCAAAGAGGAGCCCGGCUUGGCGGCCGCCCCGGCUUGGUGGCCCCCCAAGUGAAUGACUCCCGGGUGCGAAUUUGGUUGCGAUGGGGACGAGACUGAAAGGAAUGGGUUCCCGCCGUCAACGUCUUGCCACGA
Anolis carolinensis (green anole) is the source of this 4275-nucleotide messenger RNA. It is a transcript of the gene map3k11, whose product is annotated as mitogen-activated protein kinase kinase kinase 11. The record is from RefSeq and is a predicted model, not a curated record. Bases 1712 to 4195 code for a protein of 827 amino acids. Gene Ontology annotation, molecular function: ATP binding; protein binding; protein kinase activity. Gene Ontology annotation, biological process: protein phosphorylation; signal transduction. Gene Ontology annotation, cellular component: cytoplasm. The transcript has 15 exons. Lineage: Eukaryota; Metazoa; Chordata; Lepidosauria; Squamata; Anolidae.